CACGUGUUUACAAACGACAAGUGACACAUAGUAGAGGUUAUUUUAGUUUUUGUUUUAAUAAAAAAUAGUACCAAUAUUGUGGGUUAUAUUUUUUCUGUUGUAAAAAAUCGUUGUUUUAUAAUGGGGCGCAGGAAAGCAGGUUUUAGGAAAAACCAUCAAUUUGCAAAUCAAAGAGCAAAUCAAAGCAAUGACGGGAAAGACAACAGGAAACCGUAUUCCGAUAUUAUUAGAGAAAAUGAGAAGUUUGUUAAGUACUACGACACUCAGAAUGUUUGUAAAAAGGAAGAAUUUGACGACUUUAUUGCAAGUUUAAAGAAAGAUUUGCCUGCUACGUUUCGUAUAACGGGGUCUAAAGGAGUAGCUUGUAAAAUGCUGGAAAUUGUUCAAGGCCAGUUUAUUAAAGAUUGUUUAAAUCAAGAGGGUGGUGAAGGUGAGGGUAAACCACCAAGCAUUUUUCCACUACCAUGGUAUCCUGAUAAAUUAGCGUGGCAAUUAGAACUCACUCGCAAUGAUAUCAGACGCUGUGAAGCCUACUACAAACUUCACAAUUUUCUUAUCUCAGAAACCGAACACGGCACGAUUUCGCGUCAAGAAACCGUCAGUAUGAUUCCGCCUUUACUUUUAGAUGUACAACCCCACCACAAAGUUUUAGAUAUGUGCGCCGCCCCUGGCUCAAAAACAGCCCAAAUUUUAGAAAUGUUGCACGCCAAUGACGACCCCAUUCCUUCAGGAUAUGUUAUUGCAAAUGACGUUGAUAACAAAAGGUGCUAUAUGUUGGUACACCAAGCUAAAAGAUUGAAUUCCCCAUGUGUUGCCAUUAUUAACCAUGAUAGUGCUAUUUUACCCAAUUUAUCAGCGUCAUUACCUGAUGGAUCAAUUGAACAAGUUCAGUUUGAUAGGGUUUUGUGUGACGUUCCGUGCUCUGGGGAUGGAACUUUGAGGAAAAAUCCUGAUAUUUGGAUGAAGUGGACCCCAGCAAAUGGGUUAAAUUUGCAUGGUAUUCAGUCCAGAAUUUUGAGAAGAGGGGCUGAAUUAUUGACUACAGGGGGGCGCUUAGUGUAUUCCACGUGUUCUAUUAAUCCAAUAGAGAAUGAAGCUGUUAUUCACAGAUUGCUGUCAGAGACUGAUGGGGCACUUCAGUUAGUUGAUGUUAGUAGUUCAUUACCGGGGUUAAAAUUUAUGCCAGGUAUGGAAAAUUGGCUAGUGGGCAGCAGAAAUUUGGAAUUUUAUUCUUCAUAUGAAGAAGUUGAUGAAAAAUGGAGAACUACAAUAAGACCUCAGAUGUUUCCACCUAAGCCGGAAGAUAAAGAAAAAUACCAAUUAAAUAGGUGUAUGAGAAUUCUCCCCCAUCACCAAAACACAGGCGCCUUUUUCGUCGCCGUCAUAGAAAAAAUCAGACCUCUCCACUCCAAAGAAAAGUCGUUCAAAACACACGAAGUUGCCGAAGAAACAAACGCGAACAAAAAGCGCGAAAACGAGGACAAUUUGCCCCAAAAUCAGCGCAAGAAGCGGCGGAAAGACGGCUACAGGGAAGAUCCGUUUGUGUUUUUCAAAGACGAAGAACCCGUCUGGAACGACAUUAAGUCCUUUUACGAAGUCUCGGACUCGUUCGAUUCUAAGUGUCUUCUGACGCGUUGUCAUUUUGGCAAGAAGAAGAAUAUUUAUUUGACUUCGAACGCGGUCCGAGAUUUGGUGGUCCAAAAUCAGAGUGUUAUCAAGUUUAUUAACACGGGAGUUAAGGCUUUUGUACGCUGUGAUAAUAAAAAUAUGAAGUGUGCCUUCAGGAUUGCCAAUGACGGGUUGGAAAGUAUUUAUCCGUACAUAGGGGAGAGUAGGAAGGUUAAUAUUCCGAAGGAGGAUUUGAUUACUUUGUUGUUGAAUACGAAUCCGGAGAAGUCGCCGCCGAUUGCGUCGUUGAGUGAGGUUAUUCAGAAACAAGUGGAGGGUUUGAGUCCUGGGAGUUGUGUUUUGAUUUAUAAGGAAGAGAUUGAAGGGAGUGAAGAGCCGUUGGUUAUUCAUAUUAGUGGGUGGAGGGGGACGACUUCUUUGAGGUGUUAUAUGGCACAGUAUAGUACAGUGCAUCUUUUGAGGCUGCUGGGUGGAGACAUAUCCAAAUAUGAUGUAAACAAGUUCAAAAAGUCCGACGAAGACGAAGAUAAAACCGAAGAAAAAUCCGAAUCCCAAUAAAAACAACCAGCCUCGGAACAUUGGGAGCACUGAGUGUAGCUUUCCCGGCGUUCGCAUUCCAUUAGUAGGUGUUCCGUCAACAUUGACACUUCCACCACCUGGCUGCACUCUUUACAUCUGACCAGCAUGGGACAGGACCGCCAGUAGUGGGAGUUCAUGGAGUUGCUCACGGCCAGGAUGCUGCUCUCGGAUUGGUUGCAAAAUAUACACUGUCUGCAAAAAUAUACACAAACUAUAUGUAUUAUUAUUAUACGAGUAAUUUGUUAAAUAAUAAUUUAAAUUAAGUUUA
Zophobas morio is the source of this 2476-nucleotide messenger RNA. RefSeq names its product tRNA (cytosine(34)-C(5))-methyltransferase (gene Nsun2). The record is from RefSeq and is a predicted model, not a curated record. Gene Ontology annotation, biological process: tRNA methylation. Lineage: Eukaryota; Metazoa; Arthropoda; Insecta; Coleoptera; Tenebrionidae. The transcript is spliced from 11 exons. The coding region runs from base 121 to 2187 and encodes 688 amino acids. Gene Ontology annotation, molecular function: tRNA binding; tRNA (cytidine-N5)-methyltransferase activity. Gene Ontology annotation, cellular component: nucleus; cytoplasm.